Molecule: messenger RNA, 681 nt
Organism: Funneliformis geosporum
Lineage: Eukaryota; Fungi; Glomeromycota; Glomeromycetes; Glomerales; Glomeraceae
Source: the annotation of a GenBank genome assembly
AUGUACAUGACACUUAUCGCAACAGAUAAUGCUAUUGUUCAAUUUAUAAAACAACAAAACUCGACGUUCGAAUCCGGUGACAUUAUAGGAGUUCUCACUCUUGAUGACCCUAGUCAGUUCGUCACGCGUUGCCUUUUGAAUAGUCAUUAUGGAGAUGAUGGUUAUGAUUACCGAACCCCAAGUUAUGAUUCUCUCAAAGCAUUAAUUGAUACGCGAGUUGCUGUUUUCGUAGUUCUUCCGAAUUUCUUUUAUCAUCAUGAUAGUUGGGUUGGGCUUGCCGCAUUAGAAGCGUUGAAUACCACACAGAUCAAUAGUGCUACGACUUAUAGUCCAACUGGUUCGGGUAUGAGACGUUCAUCUUCAAUAUCAGAUUUAAGUUAUUUGGUUCCGAAAACCAAGAAUGAACCAUUUUGUGUUGGCGCCAUGAUUUCCUGCACUUUGAAUGAAGAAAUAGAAAGAAAUAUACCACGAAUUUUAAAACUUUUUCCAAAAAUACAAACUGUCAAAGGAUGGAAAUCUCAGGAUCCAUUAGAUAGAAACAAUAUAAAUAAUGUUUUGAACAUCGCUUUAAGGCUGGAAGAUGAUGCUAUAGAGGAUGAAGCUUUGAAAAAACAACACAAACCCCUUAUACAACGACAUUCUUAUGAAUUACGUGAACAUGGGAUACGAAGAAUUACUAUU